Molecule: messenger RNA, 892 nt
Organism: Hibiscus syriacus
Lineage: Eukaryota; Viridiplantae; Streptophyta; Magnoliopsida; Malvales; Malvaceae
Product: transcription factor MYB14-like
Exons: 3
Coding region: 56-877 (273 amino acids)
Source: RefSeq, a predicted model, not a curated record
CAUCUCCAUUAUAGAGCUAACAGCCCAACUUUGUUAAGCUUUGAGAGAGAAAAUAAUGGGGAGAGCUCCAUGCUGUGAGAAAAUGGGACUGAAGAAAGGUCCUUGGACACCAGAAGAAGAUCAGAUUCUCAUCAAUUACAUUAAUCUCUACGGCCGUAGCAACUGGCGAGCACUCCCCAAACAAGCUGGUUUAUUGAGGUGUGGAAAGAGUUGCAGGCUACGGUGGAUAAACUAUUUGAGGCCAGACAUUAAACGAGGGAAUUUCACCAGGGAAGAAGAAGAUACCAUUAUCAACAUACAUGAAACGCUUGGUAAUAGAUGGUCGGCAAUCGCGGCGAGAUUACCGGGACGAACAGAUAACGAAAUAAAAAAUGUGUGGCACACCCACUUGAAGAAGAGGCUGAAACCGAACCAUGGUUCCAAUGACAACAAACGACAAACCAAACCCAACGUCGAUUCAUCCAAAGACAUCAAGCAAGAACAACAACAACCACCCAUGGAUUUUCGAACCGCCGUUGUAACUGCCGCAGAUACGCCAGGUUCCACACCGGAAUCCAUCAGAGAGUUUUCCACAGUAACCACAAGCGAAAACAACAGCAACACGUGCACGACCAAGAUUGAAACACAUGAAGAUCAUGUGUCUGAAAUCGAUGAGAACUUCUGGUCGGAAGUAUUGUCGGCCGACAAUUCAGGCAUGGCCCUUGAUUUUCAAAUACUCAGUUCGGACACGCAACUUCAUCAUCAGUACUUUCUAAGCUCACAAUUACUAAAGUUGGAACCGGUCAAUGACUAUGGUUCAAAUAUAUAUGAUAUGGAUACUAACAUGGAUUUCUGGUAUAAUCUUUUUGCUAGAGAUGGGGAUUUAUCAGAAUUUUGAGUGGCUAGUUUAGUU